GGUUCAAUAUUACGAACAUUAUUCUUGGAAUGGACGUAUAAAAUCAAACAGACCUAUUUAAUCGAAAUGUUUACAAGAAACUUUUACCGACUUUCCAAAUAUUUGCGAAAACCUUGUAAUAAAAAUGCUUGUGAACUCAGAAAGCUGCAUAUUUCGGCGGCUUUGUGGUCAAAUCAGUCACCAAGUAGAUUUGAAGAGAAACCAGAAUUUCCAGGUUCCAGGUCAAAGUUCAUCCAUAAAUUGAGCUUUAUUCAACCGGAUGAUAUUGAAGGGAUUCCAGUGUACCGGGUAAUGAACCGGAAAGGUGAAAUCAUAGAAGAGAGUGAAGAUCCUCAUCUGGACAAAGAUACUGUGAUAAAAAUGUACCGUGAUAUGACGUUACUCAACACAAUGGAUAAAAUCUUGUACGAAUCUCAGAGACAAGGUAGAAUCUCAUUCUAUAUGACGAACUUUGGAGAAGAGGGUACCCACAUCGGUUCGGCUGCAGCACUUAGUCUUAAAGAUAUGGUGUUUGGGCAGUACAGAGAGGCAGGUGUAUUAAUGUGGAGAGGAUUUACACUCGACCAGUUCAUGGAUCAGUGUUAUGGUAACUGUAACGAUCACGGUGAGGGGAAACAGAUGCCCGUACACUAUGGCUCAAAGGAGCUCAACUUUGUUACCAUAUCUUCCACACUUGCCACCCAGAUGCCUCAAGCAUCUGGGGCAGCUUAUGCAUUGAAGAGGAAGGGCAAGGAUCUGUGUGUGAUAUGUUACUUUGGAGAAGGGGCUGCCUCGGAGGGUGAUGCUCAUGCAGCAUUCAACUUUGCUGCUACAUUAGAAUGUCCCAUUAUCUUCUUCUGUCGUAACAAUGGUUAUGCUAUUUCAACACCAACGAAGGAUCAAUAUAGAGGAGAUGGUAUAGCAUCUCGUGGUGCGGGGUAUGGUAUGGCGACUAUACGAGUUGACGGGAAUGACGUGUUUGCCACGUAUAACGCUACAAAGGCUGCACGAGAUAUGUGUGUGAAGGAAUGCAGGCCAGUCCUUAUAGAGGCAAUGACCUACAGGUUAGGUCAUCACAGUACAUCAGACGACAGUUCAGCAUAUCGGUCAGUUGACGAGGCAGCGUACUGGGACAAACAGGACACGCCCAUAGCAAGAUUACGAUACUUUAUGAUAAGUAAAGGCUGGUGGGAUGAUAACAAAGAAAAGGAAUGGAAAACAGAAUCUAAACAAAUGGUAAUGGAAACAUUUGCGAGAGCAGAAGCACGGAAGAAGCCAAACCCUGAGCUACUUUUCACAGACGUAUAUAAGAACAUGGAAUGGCAUAUAGAAAAACAACAGAAAGCUAUGAAACAACAUGUGACCAACUAUGCCGAGCAUUAUCCACUGGAUAACUUUGAGAGAUGGAAGGAUUGAUUGGAAUGACUUAAAUUUUAGUGUUUUGAUUUUUGUGAUUAUUAUUUAUGAAAAA
Molecule: messenger RNA, 1450 nt
Organism: Ruditapes philippinarum (Manila clam)
Lineage: Eukaryota; Metazoa; Mollusca; Bivalvia; Venerida; Veneridae
Product: 2-oxoisovalerate dehydrogenase subunit alpha, mitochondrial-like
Exons: 9
Coding region: 67-1395 (442 amino acids)
Biological process (GO): branched-chain amino acid catabolic process
Molecular function (GO): oxidoreductase activity, acting on the aldehyde or oxo group of donors, disulfide as acceptor
Source: RefSeq, a predicted model, not a curated record